Messenger RNA from Telopea speciosissima, 1850 nucleotides. Its product is annotated as endo-1,4-beta-xylanase 5-like. Bases 52 to 1749 code for a protein of 565 amino acids. Gene Ontology annotation, molecular function: hydrolase activity, hydrolyzing O-glycosyl compounds. Gene Ontology annotation, biological process: carbohydrate metabolic process. NCBI's taxonomy places the organism in Eukaryota, Viridiplantae, Streptophyta, Magnoliopsida, Proteales, Proteaceae. The transcript has 8 exons. The record is from RefSeq and is a predicted model, not a curated record.
CUCUCUAUAAUACUACUGAGUUAGUCUUCCAGUGUCCAAGGGAAGAAGAGCAUGGAAGACCAACCACUCUCCUGUUUCCUUGUUCUCCUUAUCAAGCUAUUCUUUCUGUGCUUAGGCUUCUUCAGCAAACCCUUCUCUGCUGCUACUUACGGAGAUGAUGGGCCUUUCUAUGAUUCGUCUGCUUACACAGAGUGCAAACCGCAGCCGGAGGGCCCACUAUACAACGGAGGUAUUCUCAAAGAUUAUACUCCCAACUACAACGCCACUGAAAUUGGACUCGAAACCACCGGAAUCUAUUCGCCGGCAUUGGUGUUGCAGAAUCUCACCCACCGCACCAAAUACUGUUUCUCCGUCUGGGUCAAGAUCAGCGGUGCAGAUUCUACACUCAUAAGGGCAACAUUAUCAACAGAACAUAAGGCAUACAACUGUAUUGGGAGUGUAGUGUCAAAGAGUGGGUGCUGGUCCUUUCUCAAAGGUGGCUUUGUCUUGGAUUCACCAUCCAAUCUAUCUAUCCUAUUUUUUCAGAAUGCAGAUGCAAGGGAGGUUGAUAUCUCAAUUGCAAGUGCCUCUUUGCAACCAUUUACUGAUCAGCAAUGGAGGAUGAACCAAGAAUACAAAAUCCACAAUGAAAGGAAACGAGCUGUAACCUUGCACGUAUCAGACGCGCAAGGGAAUAAGUUGCAAGGAGCAUCAAUCAGGGUGGAACAGAGCUCCAGAGACUUCCCCUUGGGUUCUGCAAUUGCCAAGACCAUCAUCGGAAACUUGCCUUACCAGAAUUGGUUUGUCAAGCGCUUCAAUGCUGCAGUCUUCGAAAAUGAACUCAAAUGGUACGCAACAGAACCUAAACGAGGAAAGACCAACUACACCUAUGCAGAUCAGAUGUUGGAGUUCGUUCGGGCAAACCAAAUCAUCGUCAGAGGUCACAACAUCUUCUGGGAAGACCCUAUUUACACUCCUGCAUGGGUUCGUAAUCUAACAAAGGAAGAACUAAGGUCGGCUGUUGAAUCUCGUAUACAAAGCUUAAUGAACAAAUACAGAGGGGAAUUCAUACAUUGGGAUGUCAGCAAUGAAAUGCUUCACUUUGAUUUCUAUGAACAAAGGCUUGGCCGCAAUGCCACCUUACACUUCUUUCAAAUUGCACACCAAUCAGAUCCACUAGCUACUUUGUUCAUGAAUGAUUUUAAUGUGGUGGAGACUUGUGCUGAUGUUAAUUCUACAGUAGAUGAAUACAUUUCAAGACUAAGAGAACUCCAAAGAGGAGGUGCAAGAAUGGCUGGAAUUGGCCUAGAGGGCCAUUUCACAGUACCCAACAUUCCUCUUAUGAGAGCUGUUUUGGACAAGUUGGCUACUUUAGGCCUUCCUAUUUGGCUCACAGAAAUUGACAUUAGCAAGGCCAUAGAAAAGCAAACACAGGCUAUUUAUCUUGAAGAAGUCAUGAGAGAAGGGUUUUCUCAUCAUUCUGUGACAGGAAUCAUGCUUUGGACAGCCCUUCAUUCUAAUGGGUGCUAUCAAAUGUGUCUCACAGAUAAUGAUCUCAACAAUUUACCUGUAGGUGAUGUGGUUGAUAAGCUCCUUACAGAAUGGCAAACUGGGGAGCUAGAGGGUCAGACAGAUGAACAUGGUUCAUAUAGCUUUUAUGGGUUCUUAGGAGAAUACAAAGUAUAUGCCAGAUAUGGUGAUAAAUCUGCAAAUGCAACAUUCUCAGUAAGUCGAGGAGAUGAAACUAAACAUUUUAGCAUUCAACUAUGAACUCCUGCUUCCUUUUUCAUGUUCUUCUGGAGAGAAAACUGUAAUGGAUUCAUGUAAUCUAAAUUGAGAAACAAGGCAUGUAUUGACACCCUUGAAGGUCA